Pogona vitticeps (central bearded dragon) is the source of this 6859-nucleotide messenger RNA. The record is from RefSeq and is a predicted model, not a curated record. Lineage: Eukaryota; Metazoa; Chordata; Lepidosauria; Squamata; Agamidae.
UUUAAAGCACCUUAGAGGGGGGAUCUCUAGGGCGUCGGCUCCGCCACCAUUCGGUGCCCAGAGGUGGUUAACGGCCAGCGCCUGGGCUGAACACGGCCUCCCCGCUCACUUUCUACCGGCAGUUCUGCCUGGCUGCCCUUUCGCCUUUUGAUAGGACUUCGGUGCUGAGUUAGUCCGGGAGAGACAAACAGCUCCAUAAGGGGAGUUGGGCCGACCUGAACGGCAGUCGUUUAAGGAGCGGACCUGUAACAGCUCACAAGCUACUUUCGCUUGAUCUUUUGAGGGCUGGUCUUAUAUAGUAAAUGCACGACAGUCAUGAGAGAAAGCCCUGCCGAACUAAAAACACGCGCUACCAAAUGGAGGAACUCCCAGUUCAGUUAUUUAUCCCCUAGGAACCAGUUCAUUUUGCAUGGUAGUCCCGAAGUGAAUGCUUCAAAUGCCAUAGACAAGCAGCUUCCGUCUCCUCACUUAGCCUACCAAAGGGAACUCUGGUAGGUGCCCUAGCAGAGGCGAGGCGAGGCGGAAGCUCCCUGAGGUACGUAGCCCUCCGAUGCACAGAGUUAAAACAUUCCAGGUCGCCAGCCCUCGGAAUUACACGCCACCCAUCUUUUGAGGGGACUGAGGUGGAGGGAGGCGCCGUCCCUUCCACUUAACGGAUGAGAACUGAUUGGCAGAUGUCUGCCUCCUCGCCAGAAUCCAGAAAAUUUAACCUUCGACGACGUGCCGUCGCCUCCCUAUUUUAGGGAACCCUCCAAAUCGAGGUGACGUAAGACGCUCUCUUCCGCCCAUCGAGACAGAAGCCCCGCCCACAACCUCGAAUGGGAUACUUAAAGCUGUUGGUGGUAGAGAAUUUUAAGUCAUGGCGGGGGCAACAAAACAUUGGACCAUUCAAGAAAUUCACUUGUGUCAUUGGCCCAAAUGGUUCAGGGAAGUCAAAUGUAAUGGAUGCUCUUAGUUUUGUAAUGGGAGAGAAGAUAUAUAAUUUGAGAGUGAAACGCAUUCAGGAACUGAUACAUGGGGCACAUGUAGGAAAGCCAGUUUCAUCAACUGCAAGUGUCAAAAUGGUGUACUGUGAAGAAAAUGGGCAAGAGAAGAUAUUUUCAAGAAUCAUUCGAGGCAGUGGAUCUGAGUUUCUUGUCAAUGGCACUGUUGUCAACCGAUCCGUAUAUAUAAAAGAACUUGGUGAUAUUGGUAUACUUGCUAAAGCAAGGAAUUGCUUGGUUUUUCAGGGUGAGGUGGAAACCAUUGCUAUGAAGAAACCUAAGGAAAGAACUCAGCUUUUUGAACAGAUUAGUAAUUCAGGGGAGCUAGCUGCUGAAUAUGUAGAAAAAAAGAAGAAUAUGCAAAAAGCAGAGGAAGAUGCUCAAUUCAGUUACAACAAGAAGAAAAAUGUUGCAGUUGAGCGCAAACGUGCUAAGUUAGAGAAGGAGGAGGCUGAACAUUACCAGAUAUUAUUGCAAGAGGUGCAAGAAUGUAAGACGCAGCUGCAGCUUUUCCAGAUGUAUCACAAUGAACAAAAAAUUAACCUUCUUAACAGUAAAUUGUCUGCAAAAAACAUGAAGAUUGAUGAUAAAAAGACUGUUGUUUCUCAUGCUGAAGACACUGUAAAGGCCAAGAAAAAAGCUCUUGGAAUAUUAAUUAGAAACCAGCAGCAUAUUGAAAAAGAAAUAAAGUCUCUGGAAGUUCUGCUGAGUCAAAAAAGGCCUCAGUAUAUUAAAGCAAAGGAGAGAACCUCUCAUCAGAUUAAAAAAGUAGAUACAGCUAAGAAAGCCUUGAAAGAUCAUAUGAAAGAGCUGGCUAAGCAAGAAGGAAACAGAAAAGAACUGCAGACGGAACUGUCUGACAUUGAUAAAGCCUAUAGAGCAUUUGAGAAAAAGAUUGAAGAGGAGACAGUGCAUGGAGAAAGCGAUGUGUUGCUAGAAGAGAACCAGAUAAGCAAAUACAAGGAGCUAAAAGAACUGGUGAGGAAGAAAGUGGCUAUAUUGACUCAGCAGCUGGAAAAACUGCAGUGGGAACAAAAGGCAGAUAAAGAAAAGAUGACAUUUGAUCAGCGGAGAGAGAAAGAGACUGAGGGCAGUAUAAAGCAAGUCGUACAACAGAUAGAAGAUCAUGAAAAGCGAGUAGAAGCACUAAUAGAAUACAACAGGACAUGCACGGCAUCUUUAGAAAAUAAAGAAGAAGAAGGAGGAAAGCUGGCAAAUGAAAUUGAAAGUUCAAAGAUACGAAUGGCUGAAGUAAACGAAGAAUUGAAUAAAAUUGUUAGUGACUUGCACAAUGCUAGAAUGGAUGUCCAUGAAGGGAAACGGCAGCAGAUGAGAGCAGAAAAACUGGAGAGUCUAAAAAGAUUGUACCCUGAUUAUGUGUUUGGAAGAUUGGUUGAUUUGUGUCACCCUAUUCAUAAAAAAUAUCAACUGGCUGUCACCAAAGUGUUUGGCAAGUAUAUGACUGCUAUCAUUGUGGCUUCAGAAAAAGCAGCUCGAGAUUGUAUUCGUUUUCUCAAGGAAGAAAGAGCUGAACCUGAAACAUUCCUUCCUUUAGAUUAUCUUGAGGUGGAACCAAUAAAUGAGCAGUUAAGAGAGAUUAAAGGAUGUAAGAUGAUGAUUGAUGUCAUACAGACUUCUUUUCCUUCACUGAAGAAAGUAAUUCAGUUCGUUUGUGGGAAUGGUCUAGUUUGUGAAACGGUAAAGGAAGCAAAGCAAUUGGCAUUUGAUGGUCCACACCGCCUAAAAACAGUAGCCCUUGAUGGAACUUUAUUUUUGAAAUCUGGAAUAAUUUCUGGAGGGUCAAGUUAUUUGAAAAUGAAGGCUAGAUAUUGGGAUGAAAAAGAAAUGAAUGUACUUAAGGAGCAAAGAGAGAAGCUGAUGAAUGAACUAAAGGACUUGCUGAAAAUCAAACGGAAAGAGAUUGAUUUAAAGCAUUUGCAGGCUCAGUGCCAAGGAAUUCGAAUGCGACAGAAAUAUUCCCAAAAUGAACUAGAAGUUCUUAGGAAAAAACAUCUUGCUAGUUUUUAUAAGGAAAAAUCUAUGCUGGAAAGUGAGCUGAUAAAUAUUCAGUCGCAGUGUUCUAUGCAGAAUGAGGGAAUCAUGCAGAGAGCUGGAAAAAUAGAUGAACUACAAAAGGCAAUUAAUGAGGUGGAAGAUGGUAUUUUUCAUGAAUUCUGUGAAGAAAUUGGUGUAGACAAUAUUCGUGUAUAUGAAAAAGAACAUGUACAGAAGCAGGAAGAAAUUGACAAGAAGAGAUUUGAAUUUGAAAACCAGAAAACACGCCUGAGUGUUCAGCUUGAGUAUAUCCGCAGCUUGAUAGAAAAGGAAUUGAAAAAGAAUAACAUGCUGAAGGAAAGUAUUGUCAAAGAUGAAGCCGGUAUCGUUGAACUGAAAAAGGAUGAGGAGAAUUGUUUACAGAUGGUAGACGAAGUUCUGGCUGAAUUACAGCAGCUUAAGGAAAAGCAGGCUGUUAACAAGAUGGAUGUUGUAGAUGCACAGAACCAAGUUGAGGAAUCAAGGAAGAUAUUACUGUCUCUGAAUAGAGAGUUGGUAACUCUACAAAAGGAAGCGCUAGCAAUUGAGACCUCGUUGGAACAGAAGAAAUUAGAAAGACAUAAUAGGCUUCUUGAUUGCAAGCUUCAGGACUUGAGGAUAAACCUCCUUCUGGGAUCUUUAGAUGACAUUAGUGAAAUUGAGCUGGCUCCUGAUACCGAAAGCACUGAAAAGACGGCUGAUAUUUAUGAGAGAGAGCAAUUAAUUCAGAUAGACUAUAGCAGUCUUGGAAAAGAGCUAAAGGCUUUUCUAAGUCCUGAGAAUCCCGAGGAGCCUUACUUGGAAGGGAUCAGCUAUAACUGUGUAGCGCCGGGGAAACGAUUUAUGCCAAUGGACAACCUGUCGGGGGGUGAAAAAUCUGUAGCAGCUUUGGCUCUUGUGUUUGCAAUACACAGUUUCAGGCCUGCCCCUUUUUUCGUUUUGGAUGAAGUAGAUGCAGCUUUAGAUAACACAAACAUUGGCAAAGUGUCAACUUUCAUUAGGCAGCAGUCACAUGAACAGUUUCAGAUUAUAGUUAUAUCUCUAAAGGAAGAGUUUUAUUCUAAAGCAGAUGCUUUAAUUGGUGUCUGUCCUCAGCAAGAGGAUACUAUUUGUAGUCAAGUUCUGACCCUGGACCUUACUCAGUAUCCAGACUCGGAAGAGAGCGAAAGGCAACAGAAACCAAGAAAGAGUUCUGCAUUGAAGUAAGAUGCAGAAUGAAACAUUUUGAGAAAAUGUUCAUUUCUGCUGUUACAGUUUUGAACGUUGCUCAUGAUAGUUACUGGAGCAUUUGUUUUAAGUUUAAAACUAAAUUCAUAGACACGUAGUGAAAGAAUUGGUGGUUCAGCAUUAUAUCAUAUAAAUGUAUUUGUUCUGUUUGGACGUUAGCUGCUAAAAUCUGCAGAAUUUGACAUUUAAACAAGACUUUGACACAAAGAUGUAGCAUUUCUGUGAGCCCCCUAUUUAAGCAGAGUUUCUAGAGUGGGAGAUUGACAGCUGUAAAAUGGGUUGAUCAAGCAGGUUUCCUUUGGAAACAUGUCUGAGCACAAUAGUACCUGCAGGCGAAACACAAGUUCUUUCGGUACUCUAAACAGAUCUGCAUAGAACUUUUGGCUAGAGUCACUGUAGAGCAGCAAGUACUGUCACUUCUGUUGCUUUUCACUUGAACAUUAACCUUGAUCAGAUGGGCAUGGCAAUAGUGCCUUUUAUUCAAAAAAACCCAGUGUGCAUAGAACUAAUAACUAGAUAAUCUCAAUGUCAGGAUAAUAGUGUUAAUUGUUACAAUGCAUAAUCUGUUUUUGAAAGUGGUUAAAUACAUCCUACUUGGUUCUUGUGUUACCUGUGUCCAACGAAUCCUUUAUUUAUGUGGUCCACCUGAAGACUCCCAAGAGGUACACUUCAGAAUUAAUUUUCCUGUAGCAGUAGAAGGCACGAGACAAUGGGUAGCGCCUCAUUCUCAUAAACAGGAAUGCUUAGACAAUGCGGAUAUCCCACAGCACCCUCUAGACAGAACAAUUCAGCCAUCCAGUCUGCAUCCUGCCUUUUCUUCCAGUAGGUGAGAACUGCUGGUUGUUUCAGAGUUUCCUUAGCCUGCCUUCUCCUUAUCUGAAGGAGGGCACAACAAAAAGCCCUCAUUUGUUCUCACUAAUUUGCUCUCCCUCCAAGACCACUGCCCUGUUUGUUUACCCUUUUUUCCCCUGCUGAGAGGAUCAGAACCACCACGUCAUGUGAGAACAAUGAGGAUGUCAGGAGGUUCCUCUCUCAAAACUGCCCACCUUACAAAAAGAGACUUUUCUGCCAGUGCAGAAUGAAGAGUACCAUAUCAGGGGAAACCUCCUUGCAGUCGAGUAGGCUUAGCCACAGGAAAGCGAGUCAGAUCCAUGCUGCUCCUCCCGCCCUCUCGAAGCAACAGGGAUGCAGUGGAGAGGUUCUGCUGAGACAGGGAGUAGAUUUGGGACUGAAAUCCUACUUCCUGCUCAAUGCUAGACAGCCAAGCUUUGCACCCACAGUUUUUCCCCCAAGGCUGGUGAUGGUGCCACUCCUGAUGACAGCUAUGGGGGGGGGGAGGACAGAAACCACCUCUCAGCUGUUGAGCAUGGCUGAGGCAAGGGAGCACAGGACUGAAAGAGUGUCUUCAUUCUUGCCACACACACCCCGCUUUACUGGAUGAAAGAUGCAUAGCCAUUUCCUCUCACAGAAACAGGAAGGUGUUGACUUGAUGGCCCGGGGCAUGGUUUUGGUAACAAAACAAAAAGUAUGAAGCUUAUCCCUAUAGCUUGGGAAGAAAGACAUCCUCCUCUCCCAGCAUCUCUGGCUGUUUCUGCUGAGAAUUUAAAGGGAGCGCUGGUGCUCUGUUAUGCACCUGUCCAGUAUUUUCUUGCUGGUCAGGAUUGUUCUAUUUGCUGCUGUUUAAUUCAUGAUUGGUUGAGGGUGGUGUGUGUUUUUGUUUAUCACUGGGCCUUUUCACAUAUUGUUGGGGAACAUGAGUGGGUUGCUUUCCCUCACAACACCAUUGCACAUCCUGAUUGGCUAGCAAUUUCUACCUGUUGGAGGGAGGAGCAACACUUUCUGGGAUGCUGUCUUCCCACCACAUAGAAUGAAAAUACUAUGGCAAAAGGCCAACAAAUCUUCCAGUUUUCCACCUAAUCUGCUAGGUGCUAUUGAUAUUUAGGAUAUUAACCAGAAAGUUUUACCUUUUAUCUUGCAUUUCAGUUGUGGUUUUUUCUGACAGUUUCCCAUUACAUAACAGAAAAAGGAAACACGGGCACUUUGAAAUAUCUUUAUUAAAAUAAACAGAAAUGAAGAGCCCAAGUGUCCCACUGAAUUCAAUUUCUUCUCUUUUUUUAGCUUAAAAUCUUACAAAAGCUAAAAACUCUGUUAUGCUGUGUGUGCGCAAAGUGAGUAAUCUCUACCAGCCAAUGUUUGCACAGAGGUUCAAAAUGAUAUGCCAAGAGUUUGAAGCUACUGGUAACGGUUGUCAUGCUUAUGUUUAUGUCUGUGGAAGAACAUCUUCGCAUUUAGUUCCACUUUUUUAUGCAGUGUUCUUGUAAAAAGAGUUAAACAGGCCUUCUGUGAAAAAGAGGCCUUCCUGUGCUUAACACAUGUACUAUGGAAAUAAAAUUAGCAAGAUUCAAAAUUACAAGCAAAAGACUGCUUAUAUAUACCUCCUUGCCAUAUCUUAUCCCUGAGAAAGCACAAGUCAGUCUUGGUUAAAGAAACAUGUCUUAUCUACGUAUGCAUGUAAGUUUAAAGGAGUGUUAAGUAACCUCCGCCCAGAUACACAUAUUUUUGUAAGAUAUAAAUAUAUCAUCAAUAUAUAUUAAAUGAAACCCUUAGCUAUUAAA